AUGCCAGCGCCCAAUCGUGAAAUGAAUGACGCAUUUAAUCGAGAAUUGGAACGGGAACGUGAAUAUGAUCACCAGGAAUUAGAUUUAGUAGUUCAAAAGAAUGUACCCCUGUUGAAUUCCCAACAAAAGGAAGUUUUUGAUACUUUAAUGAAGGCAAUCGAUGAUGGAAAUGGUGGUUUAUAUUUCCUAGAUGCCCCUGUUGGAACAGGUAAGACAUUCCUCAUGUCAGUAGUUUUAGCCACUGUUCGUGCGAGAUCCAACAUAGCGGUUGCAUUUGCUUCUUCUGGAAUAGCAGCCACAUUGUUAGAAGGAUGCCGUACGGCCAUUCAGCAUUAA
Messenger RNA from Arctia plantaginis, 336 nucleotides. Lineage: Eukaryota; Metazoa; Arthropoda; Insecta; Lepidoptera; Erebidae. The record is from the annotation of a GenBank genome assembly.